ACCAGAUGGAUGGAUGGGUGACUGGAGUUUCCCUUGCGGUCUGAAGAUUAAUGGAAGAGGUCUGUUGAUCCGGAGAAUCGACUAUCAGGUGGUCGGUCGCAGGAUUUUGUUGUUGCACUUCACGGCUUGUCAAGGGACGAAUGGAAACAUAUCAGUGAAAAUAACCGACUGUUGGAAAAAAACGGGUUAACCAGAAACAAAUUCUGUCAAUCCAAGGCCCGAGACAGCACCUGGUUCGUUAAGGCCAGGAUCUGACUGCAAGGAACGCUAAAUGCUAAUGUCAGCUUGCUAGUAAAAAAAAAAACACAUAAAAACACAUUUCGACGAUUUGCAUCGGAACCGGAUAUUGGAGAAGACCGAACCGCCAGUGGAAUAAAGGAGAAGCAGAUUGACAACUGCAGGAUUCGUCGGCGCUCUGUUGGAAUUCUUUGAGCUAACGUCAGUAAGCUGAUAUCUGCUUGCUAUCUUCGCGAGCUAACGCGCGAGCUUAGCUAACCAGCAGUCAGUUUUAGCUCCAGGAUUGGCGACGGUCUUCUGACUGGAGUUUUUUUUUUUUUUCCGUACUCACAACUGAACGAAGAAACGCGAAAAGAAUAAUUUUCCACUGCAUUCGUUUUUAAUAAUGCUAACCACCAGCUAGUAUAGCUAGCUGACAGCUUCGUCGAGUUCAACGACUUCCUUAGUGGAUUACUAGAACCAAGCGACUUUUCAGAGAGAGUCAAUCGGACCGAGAGGCACCACUAUCAGGCUGCAAUCAUGGGCAACACGCCCACCGCGAAGAAAGGCAAUGAAAUGGAAAGUGUGAAGGAGUUUCUUGCCAAAGCCAAAGAAGAUUUCCUGAAAAAAUGGGAAAAUCCAGCACAGCAAACGGCAGCGUUGGAUCACUUCGAGCGUUUGAAGACCUUAGGCACUGGCUCAUUCGGCCGCGUCAUGUUGGUUAAACACAAAGAGACAGGCCAGCAUUUUGCCAUGAAGAUACUUGACAAACAAAAGGUAGUGAAACUGAAGCAGAUAGAACACACGCUGAACGAGAAACGUAUCCUGCAAGCUGUCAAUUUUCCUUUUCUGGUGCGACUGGAACAUUCGUUUAAGGAUAACAGUAAUCUGUAUAUGGUGAUGGAGUAUGUCCCAGGAGGGGAAAUGUUCUCACAUUUAAGGAGGAUCGGUAGAUUUAGUGAACCACACGCCCGCUUCUACGCAGCUCAGAUUGUACUGACCUUUGAAUACCUUCACUCCUUGGAUCUCAUUUACCGAGAUCUGAAGCCAGAGAACCUCCUGAUCGAUCAGCAGGGUUACAUACAGGUAACAGAUUUUGGAUUUGCAAAAAGAGUGAAAGGCCGAACCUGGACGCUUUGUGGGACUCCAGAGUAUCUGGCACCAGAGAUCAUCCUCAGUAAAGGUUACAAUAAGGCAGUGGACUGGUGGGCUCUGGGGGUUCUGAUAUACGAAAUGGCUGCAGGUUAUCCUCCCUUCUUUGCAGACCAGCCUAUUCAGAUUUAUGAAAAGAUUGUAUCGGGGAAGGUUCGUUUCCCAUCCCACUUCAGCUCAGACCUGAAGGAUAUGUUGAGAAAUUUGCUGCAGGUGGAUCUGACCAAGCGCUUCGGCAACCUCAGGAAUGGGGUCAACGAUAUCAAGGGUCACAAGUGGUUUGCCACCACAGACUGGAUUGCCAUCUACCAGAGAAAGGUGGAAGCUCCUUUUAUCCCCAAGUGCAAAGGCCCCGGCGACACAAGCAACUUCGACGACUAUGAAGAAGAGGAGAUCAGAGUUUCCAUCACAGAGAAAUGCGCAAAGGAAUUUGCAGAGUUUUAGAUUCCAACCAGGGGUAGCAGAGCGAGGGACAGAGAUUUAGAAAGUAAGGAUCUGAAUACAGGAAAGGAAAGGCUAGGUUGGACUGACAACUUGUUCAUUUAUAAUGAGGAAAACCAUGUAAAAUCGCCCUCUACCCCCCACCCCUCCUCCCCCAAAUUGGUAAGA
This is a messenger RNA of Cyprinodon variegatus (sheepshead minnow), 1977 nucleotides long. RefSeq names its product cAMP-dependent protein kinase catalytic subunit alpha (gene prkacaa). The record is from RefSeq and is a predicted model, not a curated record. The coding region runs from base 757 to 1812 and encodes 351 amino acids. NCBI's taxonomy places the organism in Eukaryota, Metazoa, Chordata, Actinopteri, Cyprinodontiformes, Cyprinodontidae. Gene Ontology annotation, molecular function: ATP binding; cAMP-dependent protein kinase activity; protein kinase A regulatory subunit binding. The transcript is spliced from 10 exons. Gene Ontology annotation, biological process: peptidyl-serine phosphorylation. Gene Ontology annotation, cellular component: nucleus; cAMP-dependent protein kinase complex.